GCAGCUAGAGCGUCGAUUGAAGGCGCACUUUUAAAUGAGGAUUAAAUUAGCUAAUGUAUGGAAGAUGGCACUUGAUGUGAAGUUGGAGCUUAGAAUGUGAAGGUAGAACGAGGAAUGCGAGGUUGGAAUUUAGAAAGCCCUGUUGGGACUCACCGGGAACUCGGGGCAGAAUUGACCAAUCGCAGACGGCAAGAUGAAGGUUCUGUGGGCUGCGUUGGUGGUUACGCUCCUGGCAGGAUGCGGGGCCGACGUGGAGCCGGGGCCCGAGGUGCAGCCGGGGCCCGAGGUGCAGCUGGGGAAGGAGUGGGCCACGUGGCAGGCCAGCCAGCCCUGGGAGCAGGCCUUGGGCCGCUUCUGGAACUAUCUGCGCUGGGUGCAGACGCUGUCCGAGAAGGUGCAGGAGCAGCUGUUGAGCAGCCAGGUCACCGAGGAACUGACGGCGCUGAUGGACGACACCAUGAAGGAGGUGAAGGCGUGCAAGUCGGAGCUGGAGGAGCAGCUGGGCCCCGUGACCGAGGAGACGAAGGCCCGCGUGUCCAAGGAGCUGCAGGCGGCCCAGGCCCGGCUGGGGGCGGACAUGGAGGAGGUGCGCAGCCGCUUGGCGCAGUACCGCGGCGAGCUGCAGGCCAUGGUGGGCCAGAGCACCGAGGAGCUGCGGGGGCGCCUGAGCGCCCACCUGCGGAAGCUGCGCAAGAGACUGCUCCGCGACGCCGAGGACCUGCAGCGGCGCCUGGCGGUGUACCAGGCCGGGAUCCGGGAGGGCGCCGCGCGCAGCGUGAACACGCUCCGCGAGCACCUGGGGCCGCUGGCGGAGCAGGCCGCCACCGUGCACACCCUGGUCAGCAAGCCGCUGCAGGAGCGGGCCGAGGCCUGGGCCCAGCGGCUGCGCGGGCGGCUGGAGAAGGCGGGCUUCCCGGUGGGGGACCGCCUGGACGAGGUGCGUGAGCAGGUGCAGGAGGUGCGGGCCAAGGUGGAGGAGCAGGCCAACCAGGUGCGCCUGCAGGCCGAGGCCUUCCAGGGCCGCCUCAAGAGCUGGUUCGAGCCCCUCGUGCAAGACAUGCAGCAAAAGUGGGCCGAGCUGGUGGAGAAGGUGCAGUUGGCCGUGGGCGCCGUGCCCACCUCUGUGCCCAGUGAGAAGCAGUGAGCGCCCUGCCCCCGCUCCUGCGCCACGCCCCCUGCCUCCCCCCCCAGCCUGCAGGAGGCGCCCUCCCUACCCCGGCUGUCCUCCUGGUGGGCCCUGGAUUAAUAAAGAUGCAUGGAGCUUUACGGCA
Diceros bicornis minor is the source of this 1271-nucleotide messenger RNA. RefSeq names its product apolipoprotein E (gene APOE). The transcript is spliced from 4 exons. NCBI's taxonomy places the organism in Eukaryota, Metazoa, Chordata, Mammalia, Perissodactyla, Rhinocerotidae. Gene Ontology annotation, molecular function: very-low-density lipoprotein particle receptor binding; low-density lipoprotein particle receptor binding; lipid binding. Bases 194 to 1144 code for a protein of 316 amino acids. The record is from RefSeq and is a predicted model, not a curated record. Gene Ontology annotation, biological process: cholesterol catabolic process; negative regulation of neuron apoptotic process; lipoprotein catabolic process. Gene Ontology annotation, cellular component: extracellular region; intermediate-density lipoprotein particle.